CUGCUUUUCCUCCUAAUGUCACUUGAGCGUCAUUCAACAGGAGUAAAAGUCCCUCGCAAUUUCCGACUGUUGGAAGAACUCGAAGAAGGCCAGAAAGGAGUAGGAGAUGGCACAGUUAGCUGGGGUCUAGAAGAUGACGAAGACAUGACACUUACGAGAUGGACAGGGAUGAUAAUUGGGCCUCCAAGAACAAUUUAUGAAAACCGAAUAUACAGCCUUAAAAUAGAAUGUGGACCUAAAUACCCAGAAGCACCCCCCUUUGUAAGAUUUGUAACAAAAAUUAAUAUGAAUGGAGUUAAUAGUUCUAAUGGAGUGGUGGACCCAAGAGCCAUAUCAGUGCUAGCAAAGUGGCAGAACUCAUAUAGCAUCAAAGUUGUUCUGCAAGAGCUGCGGCGCUUAAUGAUGUCUAAAGAAAAUAUGAAACUCCCCCAGCCUCCGGAAGGACAGUGUUACAGCAAUUAAUCAAAGCAACGCCACCAGCCCUCCCCCAUUCGAUUUAAGCAGUCUUCAUUCUCCACCGUAGUAAAUUUUCUAGAUGCGUCUUGUAGACCUCAAAGUACUGGAAAGGAAGCUCCCAUUCGAAGGCAAUUUAUCUUAAGAUACUGUAAAUGAUACUAAUUUUUUGUCCAUUUGAAAUAUAUAAGUUGUGCUAUAACAAAUCAUCCUGUCAAGUGUAACCACUGUCCGUGUAGUUGAACUUCUGAGAUCAAGAGAGUCUAUUUAAAUUGAUUCCCAUCCUGACCGGUGGGGCACAUCUAACUCAACUGUGAAAAGACACGUCACACAAUCACCUUGCUGCUGAUGAUUCGGCCUGGGGGCCCUGCCUUCUCCCCCCUGCCCUGCCAGCCCUGGGACAGCCCUCCAGCAGAGGCUUGCUAGAGUAGAGCAAAGAUUUCAGGUCACACCCUGGGGACUGCUGCUGGGUGUGGGGUGCUUUGCCUGCACCCUGGUUACUUUCUUAAGUCUUAAAUGACGCCCUUUCCAAGCCAUCGUCCUGCCCCACUCUCCUCCACUCCUGUCCUUGGCCGAAGCAUAGAUUGUAACCCUCCGCCCCCUUUGAAAUUGGCCUUCGCGAAGAAUUCAGGGCUUUCCCCCUCCCCCACCUUGAUCGAGGGGUGCUGCUUUUUUCCCUCCUCCUCAACUCCCUUGUCCACCUUCACCACCCGGCACUCUCCACCGCCCCCCUGGCUUGGCCAGAAGCCAUCAGGUCAGGUUGGAAAUCUCUGACCUCCUCCUCCACAUUUGGAACCACGUUUGACCACUUUCCACUGGCCCAGGAAAUGAGCUUUGGGUCCUGGGUCCUGCCACUCUGCUGUCACCCUCAGCCGACGCAUCUUUGGCCCAGGUCUUUGUAAGGUGGACAGGGCAGUCCCCAGGGUGACGUAGCCUGCUGGUCCCUCCGUUUAGACCUGCAGGAGGCCUCCUGGAGAAGCCUGUGAGCACACAGGGCCUCUGGACUGUUCCCUUUCCUGUAAUGACGUGGCUCUCAGACGUGCAGAAGGGUGAACAGGGCUCCCUGUGGGGCGCGCCUGCUAUCCCCGCAGGCCCAGGGUGGAAUCGGACAACUGGAACUAGAGGAACCUGGACCCAGCGCAGAUACUGGUUUUGGUGCCGCUGCCUCCCAGGUGCUCAGCAGGGACUGAGGAGGAGCUGGUGUGCACAGCAGCUCCCAGCGUUGGCGGAGCCUGGCCUCCCGGCACGUUGCUGCACCUCCCACUUUUCCUGUUCAGGACCACUGUGCUGAGACCCGAUGCAAACAAAUAAAGGCAAUUCAUGGUGUUCUGAAGGGUUUAUUUUUUUUUUCUUACUAUUUUGUGUAAAACCACCUUUUGAAGCAGCAACUAUCAAGUCUGAAAAGCAAUGGAUGUUCCCAUUAAUCUAUUUCUGGGGGAAAUCUUAGUUCUAAGGAUUUAACAUCCUGUAAGUAAAGUUUAACCUAACAGUAUUCCAUAAGCAGCCUUUUUCUUGUCAGACCAUUGCCUGAUUUUAAUAUAAUAAAAAGUGUGCAUUAAUAUUUCA
Messenger RNA from Ictidomys tridecemlineatus (thirteen-lined ground squirrel), 2019 nucleotides. NCBI's taxonomy places the organism in Eukaryota, Metazoa, Chordata, Mammalia, Rodentia, Sciuridae. The record is from RefSeq and is a predicted model, not a curated record.